Molecule: messenger RNA, 2405 nt
Organism: Esox lucius (northern pike)
Lineage: Eukaryota; Metazoa; Chordata; Actinopteri; Esociformes; Esocidae
Exons: 5
Coding region: 314-1441 (375 amino acids)
Cellular component (GO): nucleus
Source: RefSeq, a predicted model, not a curated record
AAUGAUUGAUGUACGUUGAACAGUAAUCUGUCCAUUUUCUGGCAGCAUGCCAAAUUCGUAUUCUGGUAAGAUUUCGUAGAUGUUGCGCUCGUGGCCGUGUGUGGGUCAUGAAAAAAAACGCCAUCGGAGUGCUGCGUGCGCAACGUUAUCGUUUCUGUGCGAAGUUUAUGAAGCUGCACUGCAAGAGGAGAAAAAAAAAAACAUUCUUCACACUACGGACUGGCUGUGCCAGGGCUGUUGCCCUCUUAGGUACGGGCAGCGCUCUCAGGGGGGCGUGUGAACAGGAUAGGCCAGGAGACGUGCGGGCCGCAACAUGAAUUUCAAAUUCACCUAUAGCGAAAUAGAGGAUCUUGGGGGCAACCUGCCAAUGAAGAAGAGGAAGUCGCGCUUCACCUUCAACGAAGUCCACCUGCUGCUGACUGAAGUAAAAAGGAACAGGCACAUACUCGUGAGCAAGUUCAACCAAGGGGCCUCGUCAGACCUGAGGAAACGGACAUGGGCGGACAUCGCAAUUCGCAUCAACAAAAUCAGCGAGUGCCAACGGGAGGUCAUGGAGAUUGUCAAGAAGUGGGCGGACCUGAAAUGCGACGCCAACCGCAGGAUGGCGGCCAUGCGGGGCCCCAACGGCAUUCGGAUCUCCCAGAACUUGUCGCCAGUGGAGAAGAUGGUGCACGAGAUCCUAACCAUGUCCCCUCCAGACAAGGCCACUCUGGCCAAUAUGACUUAUGAGCCUGAGGAGGAAGACUUUGGCAACAUGUCGGCUGGCACCUCUAACGGUAUGUCCGGCCUUUAUCACGUAGGCGUGCCCGGCACCAGCCCCCACGCCAUUGGCCCGUCCGUGCCCCUGUCACCGUUCUCCGCUCCGGACAAAGACGCCGCCAUGUUAUCCCAGAUGCAGUUUGGCCGGGAUCCUUCGCAGUUAUCUCAUGAGUUUUCAUUCGAGGCACCGAUCGAUGACGACAGUCUAGGGUUUGACGACCUAGAGGAAGAACCACGUCAUAUGGGCUCCUUCCGUCCUCCCGCUGAGCCACGUCGCACCUACUCCAGACUCGCCGCCUCCUCCACCCCUAUGUCUUCCUCCGUGGCUCCCGCGUCCCCUCCUGUGUCCUCCUCUUUCCCCGCUCCCUCCUCUUCCUUCCCCGCUCCCUCCUCCUAUCCUCCCGCCCCCCCUGCCACAGGGACGAGGGCCGUGCGGGAGCAGCUAGCCCACAGUGCCUCCCUUAGCCUCCAGGAGCAGCAGGCCACCACGGCUCUGCUGGAGGCCGUGUCGGGAUCUCUGGGGACCCUGGCCCAGUCGGUGCAGCAGCUGGUGGAGUCGCAGCAGGUGUUUGUGCGCGACUCCCUGCAGAUGCAGCGAGAGACUGUUAGUGUCUUGCGAGACUUCUCCACAAAUGCCCUGGCUCUCCUGCGGGACAAGGUCAACAGCCACCCGACAACUUAACAUACACGCAAAACAUUUAUACAUCCACAGACCCUACCUGUGAAGUGAUUGCCUGUGGACUGAGAUCAUGUCAUUAAUACUGUUUGCUGAUUCAUCUUGACAGUGAGCAUGCUGCUACUAGUGUAGAGUACUAAAUAGCAGGAAGCCAAAAUAUAAUCAUGAAUACCUUUUUUUUUUUUUUUAUAAAAAUGUGCUUUAACCAGUGACAGGAAAGUUGUGGGUUGAUGAUAAACAACAAUUUAUUCACCUGUCAUGGUUCCAGUACUAUAGUAAAUUGUUACUUUUUAUUUAUUUUUUACAGAAUCAGAUGAGCGUGGACAUUGCAAGGACGUUUAUCAGUUAUUAGCGUGCAUUAUUUUAAAACCUUUUGUUUUGCUCACGUUUUGUUUUACAUUGAAUCGUUUUGUAGGCUUCCUGUAACACCUUUUGUAAUGACCAUUCACGCACAUACAUUCCAUGCGUAGCCUAAAACAUUUCUAGAUUAAUUUUGGUCAGAGCAUUUGGAUAACUAACAAAAAGACCAGCACAUACAUGUGGCUAGUAUGAAUGGUCCUGUUUCCUGUGUCAGUUCUGUGUCACAGCUGUCAGCCUCUGUCAUAUGGUCAUCCAAAUGUUAGCUGGUGGUUUUUAAAUGGGCAAUAAAUCCCACUACAACUGGCAAGUGACGAUUACAUAGCAACUGGUCAUGUUUGUAGCAUUUUGCACUUCAAUUUAAUUUAUUUUCAUUUGCAUUGAGUUUAAAAUAUAUUGUCUGUUAAAACCUUUUUUUAAAACAUUUGAAUUCUAUUUGUCAAGGCUAAAGAAAUUUGUUUUUAUGAAAAUGUAUUCUUUUCACUGAACUUGAAUUAACUUUUAGAUUUUCCAGACUGAAUGAUUUUUUUAAGAAAACAUACUCUAGACUACUGUCUUUCUGUAAAAUGUAAUGAGUGAUGACAAAAUCUUGGGAAUAAAACUUUGUUUUUAA